UAGGCGGCGGUAUUGAUCUGAUCUGCUUACUGUGAUUCUGUACCGUCUUCACGGAGAAGAUGAGUCUCUAAACUCUCAUAAUGGCGAGACUAUUACACUCUUUCUUCGUGUUUUAUUCCAUAUUUUUUAUUAUUAUACUUGUAAAAGAAGAAACUCUCUGUGCUGUAGUAUUUCAGCCUAAGUUUAUUCUGGCAUCUGGUCCGAAAAUAUCAGCAUUUCUGGUUGGAAACAUCUCUGGUGUUUCUUUGACACUCAAUUCUGUUUCAGCAUCAGAUACAACAGGUAGCCUUCCGCCAUCAUCCUGUAUUCCAGUUUCUCAAACACAGUGGAGUCUUUCAUCCGAGUUCAUUGGAAAGAACGCCCUUUUGGUGCGACUGAGUCUGAAUCGCAGUCUGCAGCUGUGUGGGAAUGAAACAUCUCAGGAUUGCUGCCUGGAGUCUGUGUGUGUGCAGGAGACGCUCCAUGUGUCUGCAUGUGUAGAUGAAACACCCAAAUCCUCACUCGUCAUACAGACCCAGAUUUACGCCCAGAUCAAUCCCGCCAAACCACCAUCUGAAAAUCAAACCGUCAUUCCUAACCAAGCGUUCCAGCCUCUUGGUCGCUGCCCGUGUGAUGUUACUCCAGAUGUGUGUGACAUACGCUGCUGCUGUGACCAGAACUGCACCCAAGAGAUGCUGGGACUGUUUUCGAAUAACUGUCUUCCUGGACCUUUUGGGGGAAGUUUUAGCCCUGUUCCCGAUUAUCAGUGCUCUGUCCAGUCCUCAGAAAAUGACCCAGACUGGUUCCCCUUCCUCUGUGUUAUCUCACCGUCUGACAACAACCCUUUUCUAGGACUUUUUUACAACGGAGGGACGAGGUCUCCAAAGCCUAGCCCUUCAUUUCAACCCCAACAAAUGACAGCUCCUGUACCUCCCAUUAACUACCGUCAGGGGGAUCCAAUCGUCACCAUAGACGAUGGGUACCUUACCAUUCCACAGAACUCUGGACUGGGUCAUUGUGUGGAUAAUGCUCCUGUGGCGUUUUUGGCAAACUUUGAGGCUCGGUGUGUAAGGAUGUUGCAGAUCUGUCCAUCACAGUCAGACAACAUAAGGGUCAAGGUUAAAGAUGGACAAGGAGGUGUGGUAACAGUCAAUGUGGUGGAUGAGAUGGCCAAUGAUCUCAAUUUAUCUCAGCCAAUUUCUGAAUCACAAGUUUCAGAUGAACAAUGUGUUCUUGUUCUGGCCUUGAAUUACACUUUUUACUGGAGAGAAAAUGGCCUUACUGGGAUCACUGUGUUACGGACCACUGCAAACAUCUCUCUCGGUGCUCCUGUAUAUUUCACAAGCAGAUACUCGGCUGUGUUCGUAAAUGGAAAUGAAUCAUCUCAGCCAAACUCUGGCAAUCCAGGUUAUCAGGUUAGGAGACCGGUGCUUGGUGGGAUUCUGAACUCUGAUACAGGAGUUAUACAGAGAGCGCAGAUUAACCUGUGGCAACCAGGUGGAGAUGGCCUGUGCGCUUCUGCUGACCUGAGACCAGUUCUGUUCGGAAUCAACUCUACAUCCGGCUGUCUGAUUCCUGUGAGUUUGUUGAACCUGACGCAAUGCAGUCAGCUCAGAGAAACUAUGCGUGCUGUGUUGGGUGGAUUAGUGACUUCUACACUGGUCUCCAGAACAGGAAAGCCAGCCUUUACUAACAUAACAAACUGGAUAAACAUUACUACUUUACUGCAGAACUCCAGUCAGCCAGCAGAGGGCAGCAGUGGAGCGUGUUCGGCUCUUCCAACCCACCUCCAUAUCCACAUCAGAUCUCUCAUCAAGGGUUUUGUGCAGGGUGUACCUCAAAAGAUCAUUCAUGCAGUGGAGAUCAGUUUCAGAGAAACAACAUGGAGGAUAGAGUGUGAUACGGAUGGUUUGAACCCAUGUUCAGACCCAGAGGUGAUGCAAAAUUUUCCCAUCACCUCAUCGGUGGUCUUUACUGAAUCUGAAAGUGCCCAGGCCCCUAGAUCCAGGUUCAGUAUUAACUUCACAGAGUUUGACUGUGACAGGAACGAUGUGUGCUGGCCAGAAUUGGCAUUCCCUCUUACAAAAUACUACACCGGUGAGCCGUAUUCCCAGGCUUUGGCUAAGGGACUCAUUCUAGUCUUUUUCUUCAUAGUUGCAUCUGUUUUAGGAACGCCAUGGAGACAAAUCAGGCAGGCUUGGAAUAAUGCUUCACUGUGACAGACAGACAGAUAGACAGAAGUAGAAUAAGUGUUAACAGUCGAAAUUGUGUUUUGUUAUAACCACAGGCUUAAUGGGACGGACCAAUAAGUUUUUGUUUGUGGUUUUCAGAUCAGCUAGCAGAGUUUAUGAGAGAAUUAUUUGAUACUGGAUAGUAAAUGGCUUUAAAAGUUUAAGUAAUUUAUUCUUUUGACUUUCUAAUGGUUAAUGUCAUGAAAUAUGUAUGAUGUUUUGUAAAAACAGUUUGUAUAUUUUUUAUUGCACUGUGAAUAAUAAAAAUGCAUAUUUUUAUACGAAA
This is a messenger RNA of Misgurnus anguillicaudatus (oriental weatherfish), 2496 nucleotides long. RefSeq names its product tectonic family member 2 (gene tctn2). NCBI's taxonomy places the organism in Eukaryota, Metazoa, Chordata, Actinopteri, Cypriniformes, Cobitidae. The record is from RefSeq and is a predicted model, not a curated record. Gene Ontology annotation, cellular component: MKS complex. Gene Ontology annotation, biological process: smoothened signaling pathway; protein localization to ciliary transition zone; cilium assembly.